Messenger RNA from Owenia fusiformis, 930 nucleotides. The record is from the annotation of a GenBank genome assembly. NCBI's taxonomy places the organism in Eukaryota, Metazoa, Annelida, Polychaeta, Sabellida, Oweniidae.
AUUUGAUAGUUUGCCAAUGAAAACUAAUUUACCCUCUGGUCAUAUGGUAUUUAAAUGUAUGAAAAAUAUGCAGAGCUACGUACAGUAUUAGUACACCAAAUAAUGUAUGAGCAUGGGUAAACAAAAUCUGACACAUAUUCUAGAGUCUACACAUUGAUUGAACACACUGUUUUUUACAAAAACUUACAUUAAAAUGAGUGGGAAAUUAACUGAAUCGGAGACCACAGACCUAAAAGAAGCGUUCCAGCUAUUUGAUAAAGAUGGAGAUGGUAGGAUUAGCAUUGAAGAGGUAAAGACGGUAGUGUCAUCUUUACAACAAGAUAUAGACGAGGAUCAACUACAGGAGAUGUUUAAUGAAGUAGACACAGAUGGAAGUGGUUCCAUAGAACUGGAGGAGUUUGUCCAAAUGAUGUGCUCAUACAGAGGAUCAUGGCAGGACCCGGAGCUGGAAAUGAAACAAGCAUUCAAGAUGUUUGACAAAGAUGGGGAUGGUGUGAUCAGUGCCACUGAGUUGAGGAGCGUAAUGGCUAGCCUUGGGGAAUCCAUGACACGGGAGGAAGUAGAGGAGCUUAUUAAAGAUGCGGAUAUUGAUGGAGACAACCAAGUGAAUUAUGAGGAGUUUGUCACUAUGAUGUCAGCAAAGAUGUGAAAUCUCAUAUGAUUUAAAGCGAUAAACAUUAUUUAUUUUACGAGUGUUGGGAAACAACAGAAAUCAUUGAUUUGCAAAAUGGCCUGCCGACAUAAAUUGAUAAUUCUGAAGUCCCUGGAGACUUGGGAUAGUUCGAAUUUCUAACAAAGCUUCGACAUGAUUAUGCAAUUGGCUAUUGUAAAUUUUAUUGUAUCAAUAAACUGUCUUCGCACACGAAUAAUGAAUGAUUUAGUAUGUUUAUGUGUCCCAAUAGACACGUUGUUUAGAUAUGAUAAGAGGGG